This is a messenger RNA of Lodderomyces margitis, 3882 nucleotides long. RefSeq names its product TORC2 complex subunit (gene TSC11). Gene Ontology annotation, cellular component: TORC2 complex. Lineage: Eukaryota; Fungi; Ascomycota; Pichiomycetes; Serinales; Debaryomycetaceae. Bases 1 to 3882 code for a protein of 1293 amino acids. The record is from RefSeq and is a predicted model, not a curated record. The transcript has a single exon. Gene Ontology annotation, biological process: TORC2 signaling.
AUGAACAACUCAUCCACACCAACCCUAGAUAGUCAUGCACCGAAAAAGACCACUUCGAUAAAAUCCCUCCCUUCAUUACAACCAAGACAAUCAAACCAAAACCAAAACCUAAAUCAAAACAUAAACUCGCAUUUGCAGCAGAGCCCACAAAGACAACGACAGCAUUCACUAUCGGGACCCCAAAGACAAUCAUCUACAGAAAGCAAAUCUGCUCGUAACGACAUGGAAAGAGAACGGCUACGCGAGCGAGAACGAGGUACAACAUUGUCAUCAAUGAACAUACCAAUUCAAUCUGUCGAGAGAAAUCAGAAACAACCGAAGGCAAAGCCGGAUCUUGAAAUCGAUACCAGAAUACGACCAGAGCACUUGAGGAUACGAAGUGCUACGUUGCCCAAUCAUCCAACACUACGACCUUCUCCUUCAUUUGCAUCGAAUGACUCAAAUGCCGAGAGCCCGACUUGGCUCUUGAGUGAUUUACUUUCAAAUUUGAGUUCCCUCAAGGAUAAAGAUGAAUAUUCCAUAGUUCAAAAAUCAAAUGAUUUGGUAUCACUAUUUCAAUCUUACCCCAAUUUGAAAGAGGAGGUUCAAAUAAAGACAGUGUUGCCAAGAAUACAAUUUAUGUUGUAUCAUCCAGUACCAGAAGUACGCUCAUCAUGCUAUCGAAUAUUGCGGCAUUUAAUUGUAAAUUACAACAGUCUUAUCCUAUUAGGACAACUGAAGUUGCUCAUCUUUAUCAUUACGAGUCUAGCUAAUGAUCAAUACAAGUCCUCAUUAGUUGAAAUGACACAAGCAUUAAAGUUGAUAAGGCAAUACUUGACUAUAGAUAAAGGGGCCGACUUGUUAUCUGUUGGUGUCAUAAAAGCAUUGAUUGCUAUUAUCGAAAGCGAACUGCAUGAUCAUAGUCAUACCAUAUCGGCAUAUGGAUUACACGUGGUGCUGAUUCCCGACGGCUUCAAAAACGCUUGUUUGGAGACGAUUUGCGAAAUUGCGCUAUUGAAACCAGAACUAGUUUUCCAUUCAGGAGGAUUCAAGUUGAUGGUUAAUUCAAUUAUUGAAGGCUCGUUUGAAGUGGCGUCAACGUGCUUGAUGAUUAUCCUACGAUUAUUGAGUUUCCAAAAUUCACGCAAGUUUCUACGUAAUGGAUUCGAUUUGGAUUCUUUGAUUGCUGUGUUUUCCACUGAUGAAGAUUCAGGUGAUUCCAAGUUUAAGCAUGUUUCCAAUUUCAAAUUGCAGAAAAUAUCGGUGCUAAUAUCGAUAUUGUUGCGUGAUUUCAACGGAUUGGUUGCAUUUUCCAUCAACAACUUCACCAGUAUAAACAAUCUUUUAAUCAAUUUGAGCAAGAAAAACCACCGGGUUCAGGAUCUUAUUCUUGAUAUACUUCUUGAUGCAUUAAGAAUCAGAGUGUUUCCGUGGUUGGAGCAUUCGCCGAUUGGCGAUUUUAUAGCAAAGUUUAAUCAACAGUAUCAGCAGCAUUUUGCCGGUAAACGAAAAUUCACCUUUGAGUACAAGGAUAUUAAGGAGCCGUUUCCGCGCGAUGUUGUCCAUCAUUAUCAGGGGUUACUUACUUAUAUAUUGGUGGGAAAUGACUUGUUUGAGAAGUUGUUGCCCAUUAUUGAAGACACUCAAGAUGGUGGUGACAAAGGUUUGCAAAAAAAGGCAACUUUUCUUCUUCUGAAACUUUAUUUUAUUGCCAACAACUAUUUACCCCAUGAAUUGGUGAAAUCUAAGUUGCAAAUACCAGGUAUAUUGGAGCAUAUAUCGUUGACAUCCACUAAACAGACCCAUGGGGCAAUCGAGACAAACCAAUACAUUAAAUCUAAAGUCAAGAGCGUCAUGGCACAAACUAACUUCAAUGUCGACGACGAUGAAUUUAAAGCCAUGAUUACCAAUAGCAAAGUGUUGACGGUUAAAGAGUUUGAGCAUUGGAAUUGGCCGAUACUUACGGCUCUAGUACAGGGCCCAUUAACCGACCCUAAACGAUUUGAAGAAGUUUUGGAAAAGACGCCCAAAUUUUUCAAACGAUUGAUUUCAUUUUAUCGCCCCUUCAAAUAUCGGUUUUCGUCGGUACACAAUACCAAAAAUGCAUCAAAGUACAUUGAAUUUGGAUGCUUGCUAUUGGAAAUGUAUCUUAGUACUGAUGUGGGACUCAAGUAUUUAUCAUCGAGCAAGAUUUUGCCACAAAUUGCCGAAAUCGUGGCUCAAAUCGACCCUUAUAGUGGUAUAUCAUCAAAGGAUGCGAUAUUGAGUAAGAAACGACUUGAAAGUACAGCAUCGGAGGGGUACUUGCGUUUUAUUGGUGUCUUGAGUAGCAGUAAUGAAGGGUUAACCAUUUUAACCAAUUGGCAAUUAUUCACCAUGUUUACCAACAUUAUUUCUGCGUCGGCCGGACAGAAUGAAGCGACGAAUUUAUUCAUAUUGACAUUGUUUAAAUACGUUGACUUUACCGUGGACAAUAGUCCAUUCGAGAUUUUACUCAAGAUGGCGUUAACUGUAUCCAAUUUGAAAGUUCGCAUUUAUUUGUUGAAACAUAUGGUGCCGCAAUUGUUAACUACCUUGGAAUGUCAAGAGUUUUGCAUUGGUGUCCUUAUUGAUAAUCUAUACGAUACUAAUCCCGAUGUUGUCAUUCGAUCAAUUGAUUUAUUGUUUAGUUUUUACCAGGGUAACAAUUUCGAGAAUUUACAAUCAAUAAUCAAGUAUCAACCCCCUGUUCAUAUUUUGCACAAGUUUGAAUUAGGCCGACGUUUCCUUGUUAAUUUCUUAAAUGAUCUGGUGGGGUUUAAAUACUUGGAAAUGUAUGGGUAUCUAGAGCAAGAAUUCAACAAUUGGUUUCAAAUUGUUGAUUUCGAGUAUUUGCGGAAAUUGGAACAAUUGAUUCGAUAUCAAUUUUACCCCUAUGUCAACAUUGGUGCUUUACAAGGACACGGCAAAGUGAAUAUAGCUUUGAAUGCUGGUGAAGUCGAAUUAUCGUCGUUAUAUUUUUUCAAAUGUUUGUUAUCUACUGAAGAAGGAUUGGCGUAUUUCCAACAAGGCAUGGCACGCGAUUUCUUUGAGCAAAUAUUAUCAUCAGUUGAAAGUAUAUUCAAUCAAAUCAAUAAUGAUGAUGAGUUUCUUGAUAUUGAUAACCAGGAUGAAAUUCAUUGCGAUUUGCUCAGUUUGUUAAAGCAGAAUUUAUGGAUCAUUGGUCAAAUUGGAUCGGGCAAAUAUGGUAUUCAAUUGUUGGAUCCGUUGUAUAAUAUCAAUUUGAAAUCAUCGAUUGUUGAAUUGAUCUUGGAUCAGUUUCAUCAUUGUCCUAUUUGGGAAAUUAGAGGAUUGUGUUUUUAUGUACUUGGGAUGAUAUCAACUACGAUUGAGGGUAUUGAGAUUCUUGACGAGUAUGGUUGGAGUUCGGUAUUGGACCAAUACGGCAACAGCAUGAAAUUGGCCUAUCCUAAACCAAUAACUACCCCAGGUUCAACUGACGAUGCUACAUCCAAUCUAGAUGAUGCAAAUUUAUUCAAUGUGGCAGUGGUGAACCCCUACCGAGACGCCCAAUAUUUCAAUAUUUUCAACAGUAUGAUUGAAGAAACAUCAAUUGAAGUCCAAUCGCCCCCAACUACUCGCAUAAUUUUCCACAAUUUACACAAUUUGAAUUCAAUCUUAUCGAAAAUCGAACUAAAAGCUGUACGUGAAUUGAAGAAUUUGAAAUUGCAAUCGAGUAGUCAAGUGUUUGAUGAUGGUGAUUUAUUUCUUGAUGUCAUUCGGUUAAUUGAUAAGGGCAAUUUCGCCUUUCAUAAACGUAUAUUCAUUUUUAAAUUAUUUACGGAAAACACUCGUGUAUUGGAGUCGAUAUUGAAACGAGAACGACGAGGCUCGUUUAAGAUGGCGAUAGCAACGAGCACCUAG